Podospora pseudopauciseta is the source of this 1374-nucleotide messenger RNA. RefSeq lists its product as uncharacterized. The coding region runs from base 1087 to 1374 and encodes 95 amino acids. The record is from RefSeq and is a predicted model, not a curated record. The transcript has 2 exons. NCBI's taxonomy places the organism in Eukaryota, Fungi, Ascomycota, Sordariomycetes, Sordariales, Podosporaceae.
CAAACCCGAACGGUAAACGAUAUCAUGUGACAGAUGACAUGAUGACUGUAACAGAGCGCACCAUCACCUGUAAAAGUCCCAGGCAGAACCGGCACUUGACCGCAACCAACCACCACGAUGAUGACCCAACCACCAUGGCCAUCACCAACCAAUAUAAAGUCUCUCGGUGAGACCCACGCAUACAUCGGCAGAUAACAAAGAUCUUCCCCCAAUAACCUCAGGUCCUCAACUGUAACCUCCCGCAUGAUCAUCACCCCAGCUUUCAUGCCGCUCUUCCUCCAGAUGGACUCCUGCAACCCAGUUAAAAAUCUAACCGAUGUCUCUUUGCAUGAACCAUCAGACGACAUUGCUUCCUCGGGCAUAUGCCCAAGUCUCCUUAUAGGCCGAUGAAGACGGGAACAGUGAUAAAAAGUGCAAAACCCCAUAUCCUGACUGGUGAACCCAAUACCAAGAGACGGGCGACUGCAUGCAAUAGUAUUACCACUUGGUUUGGACGCGACCCCAACCUUACGACGACGGUAAAUGAAAUCUUCAUUUUAUACCCAAGUGAUACUUGACUUUGCUCCUCUCCUGGCCUUCAAAUAUGAGUAAAGAGAAAAUUCUAGUCAACAUUGCAUAAUCCAAACCGCCAAACGAUGCGCGUCAUCUCCGACAAGAACCCUGACCAACACACAAGCCGACUAUCCUCCUUCUCUUCACAAAACCAACGCCUAGACAUCGAUAACAGCCGACUGCAACAGACGGGAACCCAUCAGAAAUACGAACAGAAAAGAAACAAUCCAGAAUCAACGCUAUAGCCACCGGACAUAAGAACGGGGUAUCAAGGAUGAAGUCGGAGAUAUAUCGUCCCUUUUGCUUUUGGAGUGGCGAGAACCACGGUGGGCAAAACGGGAAAGAAAAACGAGUGAACCAAUAAAACCAAAGUAUCAAACUACAACAAGUGAAGAAGAAAAUAAUUUCAGCUAGCGUCUGUCAAAUCCUUCUGCGCCCCGAUGUCUGGUGGCAAAGUCUAUCUUGUUAUAUGAAUGACUUGCCUUGCUGACACUUGUCAGUAUCUCGAGGAAGCAAAUCUUUGAGAAGGACAAUAUGGACAAUGUUCCCAGUAACCGUGAGCGCAUUGGGAAUCAACGAAUUCCCAGUCUGUGUCUUCAAAACGCGUUGUGCUCUGAGGUUCAGGGAGGUCGUUUUCGUGAAUGCGGGCAGGAUAUGGGUAUGGAAAGUUAUGAUGCGUGGUCAUCCCAGGGGCAUAAAUCAGCGGUGAAACAUCGUCGGGGCUCUGAGGGAAACGACCUUCGGCUUCCUGAAACGUCGUGUCGGUUCCAAACUUCGCAGCGCCGGGCUCAAAAUUUGAGUACUUGGAAGUGCUUCAAGUGA